AAAGAUGGCUCCUAUUCAAUACGUUUAACGUCGUAUAUCGAUAAUGCCUCAACGGCUUCUCUUUAUUUUGUUCCCAUAAGGAGAAAACUAAAACCAAACCACCAUAUUCCAAUAGGUCGUUAUACCGAAAGAAAUAAAGAUGCCUUACUAGCAAAUGCAAACUCUUCUGCUUCAAUAGUAUUCAAAUCAAAAGUCGUGUCAAGAACCCACGCUCAGCUUCUCGUAGAUGACCUUGGUAACUGGUUUAUAAAAGAUCUAAAAUCAUCCUCAGGAACCUUUCUCAAUAGAAGAAGACUAUCCUCUCCAAAUGAAGAAAGUAUCAGUUUUCAACUUCACGAUGGCGAUUUAUUACAGUUGGGUAUGGACUACAGAGGCGGUUCCGAAGAAAUUUAUCGCUGUGUCAAAAUUAGAAUCGAAUUAAAUAAAUCCUGGAAACUAAAAUCCUCAAAUUUCAAUAAGAAAGCCCAUGAAAAAUUGAAAAUCUUAAACCAUCCUCUAUCAAAUAACAUGAAACAAAGCAAUGGCGUAAAAAGUGUCAACACCAACAAAAUGGAAACCAAUGAUUACACUGAAUGUGCCAUAUGUUUAUACGACUGCAAACCCUGUCAAGCCAUUUUUAUUGCCGCCUGUUCUCAUUGCUGGCAUUACAAAUGUAUUCGAAGAAUCAUUUUGAAUAACUAUCCUCAGUUUCUAUGUCCAAAUUGCAGAUCGGUGACUGAUUUGGAAAGUAAUGUUGAUGACGAUGAU
Ascoidea rubescens DSM 1968 is the source of this 747-nucleotide messenger RNA. RefSeq names its product ubiquitin-conjugating protein DMA1 (gene DMA1). Gene Ontology annotation, molecular function: ubiquitin protein ligase activity; protein binding. Gene Ontology annotation, cellular component: mitotic spindle pole body; cytosol; cell division site. The record is from RefSeq and is a predicted model, not a curated record. Lineage: Eukaryota; Fungi; Ascomycota; Saccharomycetes; Ascoideales; Ascoideaceae. The transcript has a single exon. The annotation marks the transcript as partial. Gene Ontology annotation, biological process: negative regulation of septation initiation signaling; mitotic spindle assembly checkpoint signaling; protein ubiquitination.